Messenger RNA from Phytophthora infestans T30-4, 489 nucleotides. RefSeq lists its product as uncharacterized. The record is from RefSeq and is a predicted model, not a curated record. NCBI's taxonomy places the organism in Eukaryota, Oomycota, Peronosporomycetes, Peronosporales, Peronosporaceae. The transcript has 2 exons. Bases 1 to 489 code for a protein of 162 amino acids.
AUGAACAAGUACACGGUUACUGCCGUCAAUAAGAGAUACCUUGAGGUCAGUGGUGGGUUUACGGAGAGCAUCACGAGAACGCUCGCGUACCAUGUUUCCAAUGGACGGAAGUGGAAUUUAGUGUUCCGCUCGUACGAUGGAAGUCUCGACACUAUCGACGCUAUCCCAGAGCAUGAUUGGCGAGGAACCAACGCUCGGAUCGGUACGAGGAGUCCUAAAGCAGUGUCCCCCAACGUGAUUAACGUCGGGAAUCCUGCAUCCUUACAGACGAUUCAUCUGGAAGUCCAUGAUGUCUCAAUAGCGACGCCGUACACGCUGAGCUUUGCAGGCGAAACGAUCGUGGAUACUGGUACGACAAACCCAAAGAAUAUCCCGUGGACGACUAUCAACGAUGAAAUGAAGAAAGCGCUUGAAAGCCUCGAUAGUGUGGAUGGAGUAAGAGUUACGUCAGUGUUACGGGGUGGCACUGCAAUAACGCCGUCGCAGUGA